Phytophthora nicotianae INRA-310 is the source of this 513-nucleotide messenger RNA. RefSeq lists its product as hypothetical. Lineage: Eukaryota; Oomycota; Peronosporomycetes; Peronosporales; Peronosporaceae. The transcript has a single exon. Bases 1 to 513 code for a protein of 170 amino acids. The record is from RefSeq and is a predicted model, not a curated record.
AUGUCGGUGAUACCAACACCUACGACAUGUCGAGCAGCUCGCGUACUACUGCGACUUCCACACUUGCACCACAACAACCGACAGAGACUGCGAAGACUACGUCGUCAGUGUCGGCAACAGCAGCACCAGCACCGACCUCGACCUUGGGGUCUGCACUGGUACAACCUGUUACACGGCCUCAAGUGGAGAUUGCUCUGUCCACUCAGCAAAAUGGGCUUCAACGCGAUGGGGACCUCCUCGCGUCCCUCAGCUCAUACCAGAGUUACGACGCCACAACCAAUUAUGGCCGCACUUAGAGCGACCACCGACUCCGUCAGAGGAUACACAGCAGCAAGCAAACGUACGUCGUCAGGCUCGGGGGAAGUCAACGAUGCCACGAACAUGUGGUUCGCCGAGAACGCGCUCGCCGCGACAGCAAUUGCACUUAUCGCGGCUGUGUUGCAACAGCCACAAGGUUCUACCGUAAACCAAGGGGUUCAUCGCAACGUACGACUAGAGUGCAACAUCUCGUAA